Sander lucioperca (pikeperch) is the source of this 4237-nucleotide messenger RNA. Its product is annotated as potassium voltage-gated channel subfamily A member 1. Lineage: Eukaryota; Metazoa; Chordata; Actinopteri; Perciformes; Percidae. The transcript has 3 exons. The record is from RefSeq and is a predicted model, not a curated record. The coding region runs from base 475 to 2112 and encodes 545 amino acids. Gene Ontology annotation, molecular function: delayed rectifier potassium channel activity; protein binding. Gene Ontology annotation, biological process: protein homooligomerization; potassium ion transmembrane transport. Gene Ontology annotation, cellular component: membrane; voltage-gated potassium channel complex.
GCCGACAGCAUUCCCCGGGGGCGCACUGAGCAUGACAGAGAGCACAAGUGAAGACCGUGAGUGACCUACAAACAAGCUUUAGCCUACUAUCUUAACUUGACCCACGCUGCAGAUUAACGCCCCCAGCAGCCCCUGAAGGAGCCACGCGGCACCCCGUGCUACCUCCCCUCCUCUCCCAAACGUGACACAUGGAGGCGGAGGAGGAGGGGUUGUCUGGACAUCAUGAUGCAGGAAUUGAUCCACAAACUGUCUCAGAAGGAGGGAAGGUUUAGCCCAAAAGGCACCCUGAGGUGGAGGUAAAGUAGGAGAGUCAGGGUCACUCUCUGGAGGCAUUAUUAGUUUGAAUCAGCGGCAGACGGGUGAGAGGAGCUGGACAUGGUGAUAAACUGCCAGGUUAACCUUGAAUUGUCUUCUCCAGAGUAAAGAGACAAAAAAAACAAGAAACACAAGGAAGAAAGAAACAAAGACUAAGAGAUGGAUAACCAAGACAAGGGAGGAGUUACAGGAGGAGGAGGAGGAGGAGGGCAGACAAACGAGAAACAAAAAGCUGAGGAGGUCGGUGAUGAGGAAAAGUGGACCAAAGAUAAACACAACAAGCUGGAGAAGGAGAGCAGUGAGAAGGAGCCGAGCGGAAAGGCCAUGAAGGAGAAGCGUCGCUGUCACUGGAGAAGCGACUGGGCUCUGAACGAACGUCUGGCCAUCAACGUGUCAGGGAUGCGUUACGAGACCCAGCUCCGCACUCUGGCCCAGUUCCCCGACUCCAUGCUGGGUGACCCCAGGCGUCGCCUUCGCUACUACGACCCCCUGCGGAAUGAACUCUUCCUGGACAGGAGCCGUGUCUGCUUCGAUGCCAUCCUGUACUUCUACCAGUCCGGCGGGAGGCUGCGGAGGCCUGCCAACGUCCCUCUGGACAUGUUCCUGGAGGAGCUGCGCUUCUACGAGCUAGGAGAGGAGAUCAUCGACCGCUACAAAGCGGACGAAGGCUUCCCCAAGGAGGAGGAAAGGCCCUUACCCGCCAAUGACUUGCAGCGCCGCCUCUGGAUGCUGUUUGAGUAUCCGGAGUCCUCCGGUGGAGCUCGGAUCAUCGCCAUCAUCAGCGUCAUGGUCAUCGUGAUCUCCAUUCUCAUCUUCUGCCUGGAAACUAUGCCUGAGUUCAGGAAUGAGAAGGAACUGCGGGAGAAGUUCACCACCAUACCGCACCCCACCAUAGCGAACGAAACCAUCUUGAUCCCACCUGGCUUCACUCCCUUCCAGGACCCCUUCUUUAUCGUAGAGACCAUCUGCAUCAUCUGGUUCUCCUUUGAGCUCAUCGUGCGCUUCACCUGCGCUCCGAGCAAGGUGCACUUCUUCAAAGAUGUCAUGAACACCAUCGACUUCUUCGCCAUCAUUCCCUAUUUCGUCACCCUGGGCACGGAGCUUACCAAGGACAAGGACGCGCAGGCCUCCGUGUCCCUGGCCCUGAUUAGGGUCAUCAGGCUGGUGAGAGUCUUCAGGAUCUUCAAGCUCUCUCGUCACUCCAAGGGCCUUCAGAUCCUGGGCCAGACGCUGAAGGCCAGCCUCAGAGAGCUCGCCCUGCUCAUCUUCUUUCUCUUCAUCGGAGUCAUUAUCUUUUCUAGUGCCGCCUACUUUGCAGAGGUGGAUAGUCCUAACACGGCGUUCACCAGCAUCCCUGAGGCAUUCUGGUGGGCUGUCGUGUCCAUGACGACAGUCGGCUACGGGGACAUGUACCCGGUGACGGUCGGAGGGAAGCUGGUGGGCUCCAUGUGCGCCAUCGCCGGCGUGCUCACAAUCUCUUUGCCAGUUCCCGUCAUCGUGUCCAACUUCAGCUAUUUCUACCACCGCGAGAUGGAGUGCGAGGACACGACCCAGUACAACCAUGUCUCCACGUCGGUCUGGGAAGGAGAGGACGAUGAAGAGGGGGAAAAUGAGGAAGGAGUGGAUGAGGGGCAUGAACACAUGGGAGAUUGUGUACCCUUGUACGGGCAAGACAGCAGGGGUAUCUGCCCUCCGCUCAACGGGACGCUCCUGGCAGGGCUUUGUGACGGACAGGAAGCUGGUUAUCAGAGAGGGAUAAACUUCUACCUCAAAGAACCUCUGGUCACUCAGGUUUGACAGACAUGAUGGACAGGCCUGUCCCACUGUCUCACAUCAAGAAAAGAGAGUGCCAAGAUGGAAAGAUGCUGGCAGAGUAAUACAGGAGAAAAGGUUCACAAAGACUUGCACUGAUAUAAGCUCUAAUGUGUUACAUUUGAGGCAUUGGCAUGAUUAUAUUUGACUGAUAAGCAUCUGUUUUUUUCCUCAAUAAAUACAAAUCUAACCUUUAAAAAACCCUGCAGGUCUUUUGAUAAAACGUACUGCUGUAGUAAAGACAUAUCCAGACACCUCAAAGAAUCCUCUAUCCACCUCAAAUAAAAGAAUAACCCACCUGCCGCACAAUAAAGUAGAUUUUAACUUCUUUCCAAAGUUGCGACUGUUUCUUAAACCCAACAAAUAUGGCAGCCAGAGUUGACAUUUGGUGCCUUCCUGUCUCGUUUUGGGCAAGGGAAAAAUGAUUAAUAUAGACAAAUGAAACAGGUAGUAAAAGUUUCAGGUAACGCUUCAUGCUAUGGGUCCAUAAUUUAACUAACAAUAAUUUCCUAGAAGUUUUCUGGAAAUUACUAUGUACAUUGGUAACUAGGAAUUUACUGAAAGCAAACGUUAAACGUUAAACUUAAGUAAAUAUUCCAACCAGUAUAGAUUUAUCAUUGGAAAUUUUAUUCUCCUUAUAUAUAGACAUGUUUGCUUGGUUGGACAGUUUUCUCAUAUUCAGUUGACUUGCUGUGCACUGACUGAAACACUAUCUCGGUUGCAAUUAAUUGGAAUUUAGUUGCUGAAAGUGUGCCAACUGAACACCGUUUCUAUUUCCCUAUAAUUAAUACCAAAAUGAUAUAGUCCUUUCAGGGAAACAUUCAAGAAAAUUACCAAGAAAUUAUUCAGAAAGUACAGACCCGUAAAGUAAACCAUUACCAAAUGAUUGAACUUCCAGCCACCAUCUUUGUUUGGCUAAAUAAAAGCGCUGCAGCUAAGAAAGCAGGUAAAACAUCUUCUUUCCUGUGCAGCAGAUUGUAUAUGUUUUAUCCUGGCUGGAUGGAGGAUUAUUUUAGGACUCGAAAAUGUCUUUAAAACAGAGAAAAGUGUUGUUUAAAAAUCUGUGAGGUGCCCGUGUCACUUGCAUGUUAUCAUCACUGCAAACACCUCAAAUGUCAAAAAGGAAAAUUAAGUCACCCCAAGUCAAUGUAAACUACAAACAGAACCGCUUCAGAGACAGAUAUUCCAGAGACAUACAAAACGUAUAUAACAACGUUAUUAUAAUAUACAAUUUAUGUUGUAUAAUCCCUGUAAUGACGGAUACUGGUGUCACUGUUUCAGCAAUGUGAAAACAAAAAUGACUGAAGUGCUGAAUGCAGGAAAUCAAUUCACCGCACAUUCAUCUGAUGGUGUUAAGUGAGCCACAGUGCCAUUAACUGCUGCUGUGAACAUACUGUAUAGGAGCUAAGUGAACAGCAAGUGUUGAUGCCCUGUACUUGUCAGAGUUAUGGCAGAAAUGAAGCACUGUAAUCUCGCAAAGAGACUACAACAAAGAGAUCGGCUGGUGGCGGCGCAGACAGAGUUCUUGUAGUCAGUCCAAAGCCAGUUUGUAAGCUACAUACAGCAGUGCAAUAGAUACAGCCUGGAGAGGUGUGUGGAGAAAGCUGAUAUCAGGUCACAGACCAUAUAGCUCAGAGCCAGCUGACAUUUAUAAUAACUGCAGUGUCUGGAGCAACACUGUGCUCUGAUGGUCCCGGGCAAUAGUGGUAGCACUAACAAUCUUCGCAGAUUUGUCCUCACGUCAAUGAGAACAACUUUCCCUGAGUUACUCUCUGCCUUAAACUACGCAGAGUAUAUGUGUUAUUAAACUGAUGUCGAACAUGUACGGUUUCCUUCAGCUGAUUCCCAAUCAGGGACUCAUUCAUCGGCUGUUUGGCUACCAGCUGACUUUAAUACUGGACUGCUUUAUGGCAGUAUUACUUUUGCAGAAUAUUUGCAUCAGUGGGAUGAAGUAUGAAGUUCUAACAAUUCUUCAAUUUAUCUUAAAACAGUUUCUAAAUGGAAAUUCUAGAAGAAAUUGUAUAUUAUGAUAAACUGUAAUCACAAAGUUAUAUAUUUUGCUAAAAUAUUGAAUCUAUAUAACUUACCCCACUUGUUGCUUUUCCCAAAA